CUACAUACUGCUAAUGGCGAAAGAAGAAACGACAAGGAUGAUGAUAAAACCCAUUUAUCAUUAAUUCCUGAUUCAAAAUUAAUCAAUAAAAAAAUGAACAAAGAGAUACUUGUGAUUGAAAAAGCAAAAAAACUUAUGUAG
Molecule: messenger RNA, 141 nt
Organism: Entrophospora sp. SA101
Lineage: Eukaryota; Fungi; Glomeromycota; Glomeromycetes; Entrophosporales; Entrophosporaceae
Source: the annotation of a GenBank genome assembly